GUGGGAUUUCAACACACAUUCCCAUGGCUACCAAAAAAUUCUUUUGCGUUGCCUUGUUUGUGCUGGUGUCUGGUUUGGGCAUAUGUUCUGCCAGAAGAGCUCUUCUUACUCUUCCUGAGACUGUGGGACAUGUUCCUCUUGUUGUUGGUUAUGGUGGCGGAGGUGGAGCCCGGAAAGGCGGGGGUUAUGGAGCUGCAGGUGGUGUGACGGGAUAUGCGAGCGGUGGUGGUAGUGGGCAGGGUGGUGGCGCAGGCUAUGGAGGGGCUGCUGGAGGACAUGGUGGUGGUGGCGGCGGCGGCGGCGGUAGCGGCGGAGGAGCUGCUUACGGUGCAGGAGGCUCGCAUGCCGCAGGAUAUGGAAGUGGGGGUGGCAAAGGAGGUGGUGCCGGAUAUGGUGCAGGUGGUUAUGCUGGAGGAGGUGGCGGUGGAAGUGGCGGAGGAGGAGGUGGUGGAUCUGGCGCCGGAGGAGCUGGUUAUGGAGGAGGAGAAGGAGGUGGUGCCGGCGGCGGCUAUGGUGCUGGAGGAGCGGGCGCUGGAGGAUAUGGAGGGGGUGGAGGGAGUGGAGGAGGAGGGGGAGCGGGUUAUGCUGGGGGAGCAUCCGGUAGUGGAUAUGGCAGCGGAGGAGGAGCUGGUGGGGGAGCUGCCGCUGGUGGACACGCCGGGGGCGGUGGCAGUGGCUCUGGUGGAGGCGGUGGAGGGGCCUACGGUGGCGGUGGAGCAGCUUAUGGCGGUGGUGCUGGUAGUGGGGAAGGUGGCGGCCAUGGCGGUGGCUACAUUCCUUGAGGAUGUUUUCAUUAGGUACCGCAUGCCAAGAGGGAAGGCCUUUUCUUGCCAAAUAAAUAACAAAAAUAAGAUCAAUUUGGUGACGAAGAUGAAUGGUCAAUUUAUUAAUCUGUUGCAGGCAAGAUACAUUUGCUAAUCACGGAUAUGUAAUCUCAUUUCGUGUUUACGAUGAAUGAAGAACUUAUAUUUCGUUUUA
Rhodamnia argentea is the source of this 978-nucleotide messenger RNA. RefSeq names its product glycine-rich cell wall structural protein 1.8-like. The coding region runs from base 24 to 782 and encodes 252 amino acids. The record is from RefSeq and is a predicted model, not a curated record. NCBI's taxonomy places the organism in Eukaryota, Viridiplantae, Streptophyta, Magnoliopsida, Myrtales, Myrtaceae. The transcript has a single exon.